Neoarius graeffei (lesser salmon catfish) is the source of this 11001-nucleotide messenger RNA. It is a transcript of the gene bach2b, whose product is annotated as BTB and CNC homology 1, basic leucine zipper transcription factor 2b. Gene Ontology annotation, biological process: regulation of transcription by RNA polymerase II. Bases 389 to 2770 code for a protein of 793 amino acids. The record is from RefSeq and is a predicted model, not a curated record. The transcript has 5 exons. NCBI's taxonomy places the organism in Eukaryota, Metazoa, Chordata, Actinopteri, Siluriformes, Ariidae. Gene Ontology annotation, molecular function: RNA polymerase II cis-regulatory region sequence-specific DNA binding; DNA-binding transcription factor activity, RNA polymerase II-specific; protein binding.
GCCGCACACACUGAUCCAGCCCCACGCACAUGCACACAGCGCGCGCGCGCUCGCUCGCUCACGGCUGCCGAACAAAACAAGCGCUGAUCAAAACCCAAACUUCCUCCCGGCCGCACGCGCAGGAGCCCAGGCUUUGUCGCCGCCGCUGUUGUUGUUGUUGUUGUUGUUGUUUGCUGCUGUUGCACAGCUGAACCGCAGCAGCAGCAGUGCGAGGUUGCUGGUGCUGUUUGUGUUUGUUCCCUGCAGCCCGGGUGGGCUUUAGGAGCGCCAGGAAGUCAUCAUGUGAAGAAGAAGAAGGAAAAAAACCCAGAACACCACUUGAUUUGCCAAUCGGACAAAACCCAGGGCUGGAUCGCAAGGAAACGAAAGUGUGAAGGGUGUGUGCGGUAUGUCCGUGGAUGAGCAGCCGGAGGGCCCGAUGUACGUGUAUGAGUCGACGGUGCACUGCUCCAACCUCCUGCUGGGCUUGAACGAGCAGCGCGAGCGCGGUCUGCUCUGCGAUGUCACCGUGCAGGUGGAGGGCAAGCAGUUCCGCGCCCACCGUGCCGUACUGGCAGCCUGCAGUGGAUACUUCCUGCAGGGCCUGGUGGCACAUGGUGACAACGAGCUCAUCUUCACUAUGCCUGAUGAGGUCACUGCCAGGGGCUUCGCGCCAUUGUUGCAGUUUGCCUACACAGCCAAGUUGCUGCUCAGCCGUGACAACAUCCAGGAAGUGAUACGCUGUGCCGACUUCCUGCGCAUGCACAACCUAGAGGACUCCUGCUUCCGUUUCCUGGAGGCACAGCUGCGGAGUGAGGAAGACGGGGCCCUGCUCUGCCAAAAGGUGGCGCCAGAGAGCAACCAUUCAGAAGAUGACCGCAUGCAAGCUGAGGCGCCGGCCAUGACACCGAAUGCACCGGCGACAUGGGCUGCUUCUCCACGUUCUCGGCACCAUCCAGAUGCCCUCAGUGCUCUGCGGCGGCCAGACCAUGAGCGGCUAGUACCAAACGCUGACUUCCCAGAUGGACAAGUGGACUCAGAACAGCAGGUCUCCUCGGAUCUGCCACGCUGCCCAAAGUACAGGAAGUAUCAGCAGGCUUGUAGUAAGCACAACACCAACGAGAGCUCCUCACAUACCAGUAGUACCUCAGGUUUCCCAAGCACAUUGCUCAGCGGGUCAGCUGUGACUCAUAUCAAGCAGGAGCCGCAGGAGGGCGAGGACGAGCCCAUCGCACUUGGUCUGUCAGGUGACGAGGAUGACGGCAGGGACAAGGACAAUGGCAUGGCCGAAAUGGAGUUGGAUGGCAAUGGACUGCAUGGUCUUUUCAAGCGCGGUAUCUCGGAUUUGGCCAACACUUCCCAGCAGCUUAAUGCCAGCAGACUGGCCUGCACCCAGGUCAAAGCAAGCACUCAGGGAGAGCACAAAAAGGACUACAGGCCUUCACAGGUGCCUGUGGCCUUCCCCAAAGAUGCUGACAGCUUCUCCACGGGACUGUCUCUGAAGUCGGCAUCCUGUGACGGUGUGUGUAAGCAGGAAGUGGAGCUAGACCGGCGCAGCGUCAUCUUUUCAUCAGGAGCCUGUGAGCAGCUGCCCACACCUGCCCAUUCCUAUCCAGGCAGUAACUCCCAUGACAAGGAGCUGGCUGACCACCUGCCCAAAGGACUGUGGGUUGGCGGCAGCCAAUCACUGCCCAGCUCGCAGAGUUUUUCCUCCGGUGCUGCUUCCAGCGAAGUGUCGAUGCUUCUGUGCCGCCAAAGGCCAAACACCAGCUGCCCUGUGCCCAUAAAGGUGUGCCCACGCUCACCGCCCUCCGAGACACGCACCCGCACCUCCAGCUCCUGCUCGUCGUAUUCCUAUGCCGAGGACGGCAGUGGUGGCUCUCCAUGCAGCCUGCCCCAGUUCGAGUUCUCCUCGUCACCUUGCUCCAACAUGACCCGUUGCAUGCCAACUGACCCACAGGAACUGGGCACAGGUACUGACGUGUUGUUUGGCCCAGCAAGGCCAAAAAUCAAGUGCGAGCAGGCAUACGGAACCAACUCGAGCGAUGAGUCUGGAUCCUUCUCUGAAGGAGACAGUGAAUCCUGCCAUGUACAGGAGCAAGGAUCAGAAAUCAAGCUUCCUUUCCCCGUCGAUCAAAUCACAAAUCUUCCACGCAACGACUUCCAGAUGAUGGUGAAGAUGCACAAGCUGACGUCGGAGCAGCUCGAGUUCAUCCACGACGUGCGCCGACGGAGUAAAAACCGUAUCGCCGCCCAGCGCUGCCGGAAGAGGAAACUCGACUGCAUCCUCAACCUGGAGUGCGAGAUACGCAAACUGGUAUGUGAGAAGGAGAAGCUGCUGACCGAGAGGAAUCAGCUGAAAGCGUGCAUGGGCGAGCUGUGGGAGAAUUUCUCCUGCCUGUCUCAAGAGGUGUGCCGCGACGUCCCCCUGAGCCCCGAGCAAGUCCAGUCUCUCCAUCACUACUGCCCCAUCCUACGACCCACAUCUGACUCCGCCUCCCCCGCCCACACACAAAUGGCCGCCAGCAUCGACCUCACCACCCACUCCGGAGCGGCCACACCCGAACCUGAAUUCGUCAAACCGCCUGCUACAAACGACACGCACCAGGCACCAGCAUCGGCCCAGUGCCACGUAGGGAACGGCGAGGGGGAGGAGACGACGUCUGGCUCCGCCUACCUCGAGGCGGGCCAGAACUUGGAACAAUCCAGUCAGACGGUGACAGUAGACUUCUGUCAGGAGAUGACCGAUAAAUGUACCACUGACGAACAGCCGAGAAAGGACUGUACCUAGUGACAGUUUUGUUUUUUUUUUUACCUUUUUCAUUUUUUUAUUGUUGUUAUUUAAUUUCGAUACAUCUUCUGACAAACCCCUGAAAGUUCAAGGGGUGUUGAGAUGGUCAGCCUCUGCCAGUGUUCUAUGAAUCUCUUUUUUUUUGUUUUGUUUGUUUGUUUGUUUUGAUAUAUUUAUGUCGUCUUUUCAUUUUGUCUAUUUUUUUAACGAUUGACACUACAGUUGUCUUAACAGCAGCAAUACUGUUACUCCAGGUUCUCUCGGGCUCAGCCAUGGCUGAAGUGUCUCGUGUAAAAGAAAAGAAAAAUACAAAAAAAAAAAAUACAAAAAACAACAAAACAAAAAACAACAACCUUUCUUAAUGGUGCUACACGGUUUUAUCCCCCGCCACUGACCUCCAUCAGUGCGACGCUGUUUUCUCCGGGUCACAGUCCAGCUCACGGGGGAUUGGCUCCAACCACAUCUCACAUCCAAGUCUCCACGGACCUAGCAGCAGCUCAAUGUCUCUCUCUCUCUCAUCCAUCUAUCCUUUCUUCUUCACAUCCUCACAGUAAGAUCGACGGUGUUGAAUUCACACCUUACAGUGUUGCGUAUUAAAACCUACACUGUGCAGCUACACCAGGUUGAUUUAACACCAGUGAUUUUUCUCUCUCUCUCUCUCUCUCUCUCUCUCUCUCUCUCUCUCUCUCACACGCUCUCACGCUUUCAAUGCCACGGCAAAUUCAAGAAACUCAGGAAAUAUUCUGAAUGUUCGAUUGUAGUAGUUCAUGAAAAGGAUACAGAUUAUGUCCAUGACAGAUUUUCUCUCUCUCUUUCUUUCUUUUGUUUUUUAUUAUUUUUUGUUUUUUAUACAACAGCUAGACUGUAAAUGUCCAUAUGCAAAAAAGUCGUCUUUGUUACGCAUUUGUAGUGUCUCCACAACACUUAAUUUGUACAGUCAGUCCUUUCUGGAAGAAAAAACAAAACAAAACCAACAUUCCUCUAUUGCCUUUGACAGCACUGAAAUGGAGGAGGAAGAACAAGACGAAACGGAUUUCAAUUUUCGUGACAGUUAAUAUCCCUCUCACGUUAGCAAUACCCUCGUGUUUGGAUUUUUUAUUUUUUUUUGGUGGUUAUGUACAAAGUGCUUGCUGGGCAGAACGAGUAUUGUAUAUAUUACGGAGCAUGGCGAGUGUAUCAGUGACCCUGUGUACAGGUAGUGCUUUAGAUGUGCUUCCACUUGUUUUUCAUAGCUUUCGCAUAUUUUUUUUUUCUGUUGCGAAAGUGGAAAUGUUUCCUUUGCUGUUUCCUGCCUGAAGUGAAAUAGCCUGCGAUGGUGGGUGUGCUUAAUACUCAGGAAAACAGCUUUACGUAUACAGACACACACACACACACACACACACACACACUUUUUUGUAACGUAGAACCCCUUUGCAUAGCAUGUGCCGUUUGGACUUUGUCGGAUUUGCCCCGCUGAAAUGUGAAAAGAGUCGCACCUCGAUGGAGGAACGUUCUUCUUUUUGGCUUGUCAGUAUUUAAAGACGUUGUGUGUGUGUGUGUGUGUGUGUGUGUGUGUGUGUGUAUGAUGAUGAUGAAGACCCAAAAGCAGCUUCUUUGAAUGUUUUCAGUGUUCUUUUUAAAAGGCCUAAUAACAGGAAAAUAUUUGUUACCUUUCAAAACUUUGAUGUAUUGAGAGUUCCUCCAGGAACAGGAAACGGUGCAUGAGCUCUGCAAAAUGAUCAUUUCUUCCCCCCUUGUGUUUGCUUCGGGCAUUUGCUCUGUCCAUCCCAUGAUCAAGCACAUCAACCCAGCUGGUGUGCAGAUUUGCUUUUAAGGAAAAAAAAAAGUUCCUCGGGGUUGUUUGGAUAGUCAUCAGUUCUACAGGUUCCUCCAAAAGGACGAACAGAAGAACCGUUCAAGAGCAUAUGCAAUAGAGGUCAAAAAUCCAGAGUCCACUACGAACGCAAAACAUGCAAAUUCAUGAAUUCCAGUCCUCUUAAAAUAUGACAAAUAUGAAAUCUCAGUUUUCAGUUUGCGCUCAACUAGUUGAGAAUACUCUACACAUCUGUGAUGGACUGGCAUCCCAUCCAGGGUAGAUUCCCAUCUUAUUCCCACUCAGCGUUUCUGGGAAAGGCUUCAAAUCCAAACCAGCCUUGAUCAGGAUAAAACAUUGUGUAUCUCAUGAUGAUGAUGAUUCCAUCAGUCCUGCCUUCUGUUCAUUAAGGAUUACAGUUCAUGAGAACAUUUUAUAGUUCCAUUUAUUUGUUUCAGUGUAGAAAUGUAUUCCAAGCCCAAAACUUGGCAGCCUUUUACAGAACGUGGUAAAUUAAUUACUCGUACUACUAUUAGCCCAUCUUGAUUAUCAGAAGUGAUUAUGAUGUUGGGCGCUGCCAAGACUAAUACAGUUUGACAGUGUCGCCAAGUUGGAUUUUGCACCCUUGGAGUCUCAAACUCAUUAAUUCACCAGUUUAUGACUCAACACCACUGCUCUGACUAGUGGUGAACUAGUGUAAGCAUUAUUAAGAAAUUGAAUUUGACAAAAUCUAAAAUAAAAUUUGUUUCUAAUACAUGAUAAAACUAGAACGGCACUCGGUAGAGUGCAUAUCUCCACCAAGCCACAUAUUAUCGACAUCAAAAUCAAAUCAAUUGAACCUGGGAUAAUACUAAAGCUGUCCACCAAAUUUCAUCCAAAUCCGUUCACUACUUUUUGAGUUAUGUUGGGAACAGCCCAAAAAAAUACAUCUGGAUUUUGGUCAAAAUCUACUAACUUUUACCUUGGCCCAUGGCUCACCUUUCCUCCAAAUUUCAUCCAAAUCUGUUCAAUACUUUUUGAGUUACAUUGGGAAAAGAAAAAAAAAAUCCUGGAUCCACAUACAUAUCCAGGUUUUGCUCAAAAUCUAAUCAAUUGUUCCUUGACCCAUGGCCCACCUUUCCACCAAAUUUCAUCCAAAUCCAUUCACUACUUUUUGAGUUAUGUUGGGAACAGCCCAAAAAAUCUUGGAGCCGUGUAUAUAUCUGGAUCCUGGAUCUACAUACACAUCUGGAUUUUGGUCAAAAUCUAAUAACUUGUUCCUUGGCCCAUGGCUCACCUUUCCUCCAAAUUUCAUCCAAAUCUGUUCAAUACUUUUUGAGUUACAUUGGGAAAAGAAAAAAAAAUCCUGGAUCCGCAUACGUUACUGGAUCUGGAAUCUACAUACAUAUCUGGGUUUUGCUCAAAAUCUAAUCAAUUGUUCCUUGACCCAUGGCCCACCUUUCCACCAAAUUUCAUCCAAAUCCGUUCACUACUUUUUGAGUUGCAUUGGUGUAAAGGACAAAAAAAAAACCAAAACUCGUGGAUCUGCAUACAUAACUGGAUCCUGGAUCUAAGUGCAUAUCUGGAUUUUGGUGAAAAUCUACUCAAUUGUUCUUUGGCCCAUGGUGCACCUUUCCACCAAAUUUCAUCCAAAUAUGUUCAAUACUUUUUGAGUUACAUUGGGAAAAGCAGAAAAAAAAAAUCCUGGAUCUGCAUACGUAACUGGAUACUGGAUCUAAAUACAUACCCGGAUUUUGGUCAAAAUCUAAUCAAUUGUUCCUUGACCCAUGGCCCACCUUUCCUCCAAAUUUCAUCCAAAUCUGUUCAUGACUUUUUGAGUUACGUUGGAAAAAUUGAGGCGAAAACAUAACCUCUUUCAACAAAGUUGGCAGCGGUAUCUAAUGCUAGGCAGGCAGUGGACUCUGAUUUUUGAAUCUUGCUCCAUUGUGUUCUACAACAAGUUAAUCACGGGCUCCUGUUCUUGUUGGGUUUGUUGUGGUUUAUUCCCCCUCCCCCACCUUCGGUGCACUCUUAGACCAUGUAGCACUUCUUCAAGGGUAGAUUUCACUUUCAGGACCCUAAAAGUCUGAAACUGAAGCACUUAACACAUGCACUUAAAAGUGCUCCUCUUCCAAAAGAGCCUAGAUCAUUGAAUAUUUUAAUGCUGGUUAUCAUUCUAAUCAAGUCCAUAUCCAAGGACUCGAACCAAAAAUAGGAAAAAAAUCUUAAUACACUACAACACGAGAGUGUCUAAUUGACGUAUUUGAUUAUUUGUGAGUCUAAUAAGCUAAAUUCGAGCUCUGAUUUCAAUCCUAAAAGAAAUAAGGAAAUGCAUUUGACCUUUAAAAAUGGUUAUAUAUUUGCCCUAAGUGUAUAUUUGUUCGAGGUUUACUGUAUCUCCGUGAUAAGAUUUGCAUGCUGCCUGUACCGUAUGUUUUCUAGUUUGUCUGUUCAGAAACCUCGGAAGUUUCCAUCUGAAGGAAUACAGUUAUUUUUAUUCACCUUUUCAUUGAUUGAUUGAAUGUUAUAUAUGGGGAAAAAAUGAAAGAGAAUCUUCUUGUAAUCUUAAAGGUAACUCAAUUGCUGAAAUCCAGCAAACUUAGUUGUCACGAUGAUUUGGCUGUUGAUUUUGACAAGCUUCCAAAAUUUUGGGCAAGCUUCUCCAUUCGAUGUUAGGUUAUAUAAGUAGGUAAAAUCGCCACUGAUUCAUUUUUUAAUCUUGUAUAUUUAAUAACGCUCUGGCUGUGUUAUAUGAUUUAGGUUGUUCUGUUUCAGUCAGGGGAGUUGUACGACUUGUUUUUGUGGGAUUGUGUAUUUAAAAAUUUGAUCUUUUUUGACAGUUUGGACUGUCAACCAUUUUCCCCCUCUCACACACACACACACAUGAAUACUGGAUGGAGUGCUCUGUUGUACCAGUUUAGAGAUCUAGACUUGUCGUGUUUGCUAGUUUGUGCUCUUGCUUUCUUCGAUUACUUAUUUUCCUCUUCUCGAGACUUUUUGCUUCGCUCUCUCGCUCCCUCUUUCUCUCAACUAUUGACAGUAUUUCGAAAUUCGAAUCAGGUACAGAACUAAAGACUUACGAGGUCCGAACGGACGGACGUUUGUGCACACAUUAUGCAAAUCAUCCCUAUAAAUGAACUUUGUUUUCACACUACUUUUUAUAGAAGUGGUCGAGUAAGUGUGGAAAGCAUGACGUUCCACUAAAUAAGCACAUUGUGUAACUGUCUACGUUGUCGUUGGAUAAAGAUUUCUGACAUUUUUAAGGAAAAUAGGAAGCGAUUCCCAAGAAUCAAUGAUGGAACGACAGGUGCGUUGGAAUUGGAAGUGCCCUGCGUUACAGAACUGUUUUUAACACGUCCAAGUCCAACAAAAGAGUCCAGGUUUCAGAUAUGCUUGAAGCGCGAAGUUCAUUAAUGCAAGUUAUAAUUCACUAUUCCUGAGUCAAUUCACAGAAGGAGAAAGGUUGUGGGAUGUGAACGAUACAUGUAUGCGGUUCCUUUUCAUCUCGCACCAACUUUAGCUUUGGAAAAUGUUACAAAUUUUACCAGCCCCAGCCUUCUCGACCAAUAACAAACAAGAAGAUCGGACUGUAAUCUGUUUGGUUGGUUAAAAAUGUUUUAAAAUAGCUCAUGGAGCUGUUUUUCUUUCUUUCCCUCUUUCUCUAAGAAAAAGCCUUUAUUUGUCCAAGUCCGUUCACCACUUUUUGAGUUACAUUGGAAACAGAAAAAAAAAAAAUCCUGGAUCUGCACGAUCCAGGCUUGGAUUUGGGUCAAAAUCUAAUCAACUGUUCCUUGGCCCAUGGCCUACCUUUCCACCAAAUUUCAUCCAAAUCCAUUCACUACUUUUUGAGUUACAUUGGGAACAGACAAAAAAUCCUGGAUCUAUAUACAUAUCUGGAUUUGGGUCAAAAUCUAAUCAAUUGUUCCUUGGCCCACCUUUCCACCAAAUUUCAUCCAAAUCCAUUCACUCCUUUUUUUUUUUUUAAACUCAGGCACAGUGAAAUUCCUUCUUCGCAUUUAACCCAUCUGAAGCAGUGAACACACACCUACCCAGAGUAGUGGGCAGCUACGCUACAGCACCAGAGGGUUUAGGUGCCUUGCUUAAGGGCACUUCAGUCACCAGGAAUUGAACCGGUGACCCUUUGGGCCCAAGGCUACUUCUUUAACCUUCAGGCCACGGCUGCUGCUCUAUGCAUGCUAGAAUUUUUGUUCAUUAUGUUUAUUCAUUAACCUUUCGUCGUACUUCAUCCUGGUUAGUGUCGCGCCAAUAUUUCAGUUCAUAAUUUGCAUAUAUUUUGGUCAACAACCACCGAUUCGAGCAUCAGGAACAAGCAAGAUUUAUAAAUUAUUGGGAUUAAGAAGACAACCCAGUUUUCCCAAGCUUGUCCUGGACAUUUUAGUGUUUUGUCUGCUCUGACACACCCACGUCGUUAGCUGAUUAGUUGAGUCAAGUGUGUUGGGAGCAGGAAAAACACUCCAAUGUGGAGGACAGUAGGUUCUCCAGGACUAGUGUUUGGAAUCUUUGCUUUCAAGUAUGUCCAUUUUUCUUUAUUAUAACUUGAACUAUAGUUAUAAUAGCAAACCAGCAAGUUAGUAUACUAGUUAUUCCCCAGCUAGAAUUGGUAACUCAAGAAACUAGCAUGGUCCAGGUUAUAAAUGGUCCCCUUAUUCUCAUGGUGUGUUAAAAACAGUAUUGAAACGCAAGGAUGUAUAAUGUAUUAUAUUGGUUGGUCUCUUGGGGAGCACUGAAUGCAUAGCAUAUUUUCCGGAUUGUGUAUAAACUCAUUUCGCUUUGCCUUAAGAGCCGAGGGUCACUCCGGUCCGAGGGAUUGGUAUUUUGACGCAAGCAAGGAAGCCUUCAUGCUUGAAACCAUGACAUAACCACGUCUAUAACGGUUUGGGUUGUGUCUCUGCUAGGAAAAGUUUUCAAAAUGUCAGCCAGGAUGGUGUCUUCACAGCCUGUUUUUUUUUUUUUUUUCAAUCAACAACCUCACAAAUCCAAUAAGCUCAUCGGUUUCAUCUCUACUGUCUUUCAGAUGCAUGUUGAUCAGCUUUGGCUUGACUUGUCGAGGCUGUAUCAUCGAAACAGUGACACAUUUGCUCUUAUAUCUUGUCUCAGGGUGCGUGCCAAUGACUUAUUUUUAUUUCUACAUUCUUUUUCCAGUCAAAUAUCAUUUCUGUAUAGAAUCUUCUGAAGAAAAGCUAAUGGGUAAACCAGAAACCUUUUUUUUUUUAAUAGUUUCUAAGCUAAUAAUUGACAAAUCGAAAAUGGAUUUGCACAAAAUUUUGAAUUUAAAAAAAAAGAGGGCUGCGGAUUCUCAAACAAAAGAGUUCCAUUAUUUGAACUUUUUAAAAUUGUCUACUAAGCUUUUAAUCUGCAGUUAAUAAACUAUGGCAAUGCGAUGCAUUUUUUUUUUCCAUUGGUUGCUUUGUGGAAAGGCUAUAAAGGUAGUACAAGCUAAGCUUUUGUUUUAAUGUUGCUAUGAUUGUGUUAUUUUUUUUUUUCCAUUUUGUGCUGCUUCUUUGAAACAUCGACACUGGCUCUCCAAAGCUUUCCUCAUCAGCGAAAACGAAGAAAAAAAAUCUUUGCCUUUUUAUUCACAAUUCGCUCAACUUUAUAUAUAAUCUCGGCAGGAUAUGCAGGCUGAACUCAUUCGAGGAAAAAGUAGAACAGCAAAAAUGUUUACAAAGACAAGGUGACACGUUUUUACGAGUCAAAUCAAACUUGCCAUGUAUAUAGUAAUUGUGAGUUUCAAUUGGAUAGCUAGGUUUAGUAUUUUUUUUUUCAUUUUUGUAUGUUUUUUAACCAAAUGGAUACAAAAGAAAAACAAAUGUCCUUUGAUAACUAUGCUUAUUUCUUCAAGUUUGUCGUUUUUUCACCCGACGGGGAUGUUUCAGAGUAAGAAGAAUAGAAGUGCACCUCCGACUUUUUUUGCCUUAGAACUUGCAGAGGCCAUAGUUCACCUUGACGUGAAACGUGUGUAUGCAGGGGUCUCCGGGCCCCCCCAUCUCUCGACUAGCAGAGCGGACUCUCUCUCUCACUCUUAUCUACCUGUGAAAUCCUUCAUACCUCUCAUAACUGGUCAACGACUGUAUCAGCAAACCACAUCAGGUGUUUUUCUACAUGCUUUUUACACAGAUUAUUGUAUUCGUAGAUUUCGGUGCAUCAUUUUUAAUGUAAUAGCUCUUUGGCUUGUAGUUUUGUUUGUUCUUCUUUUCUUGUUUCCCCUCCCUCUCUCCCUCCCUUGCUUGCUCUCUAUCUCCCGUUUUUUUUCUAGAUGACUGUUUUGUGUUCAUAUUGUCAAUUUUGGGAUAGCUGUUCUAGAGUUUUUACUUUUUUUUCCAUUUCUAAAUGCUACAUGAACCUAAUGAAUUUAAUGACUUAACCAUUGUAAAUACGGUAUUGUGCAAAACUCAUUUUCAUGCAUUUCAAUUGCUAGUGUUAUAUAAAUUACAGAUUU